Molecule: messenger RNA, 3366 nt
Organism: Vicugna pacos (alpaca)
Lineage: Eukaryota; Metazoa; Chordata; Mammalia; Artiodactyla; Camelidae
Gene: TRAT1
Product: T cell receptor associated transmembrane adaptor 1
Biological process (GO): positive regulation of T cell receptor signaling pathway; negative regulation of receptor recycling
Cellular component (GO): T cell receptor complex
Source: RefSeq, a predicted model, not a curated record
AUCACCACGUUUCCUGUUUGUAACUGAACAAAGUACACACAAAAGAUUUUAAGAAACAGAAGAGAGAAAAAACAGAGGUGCAGAUAAAGACAAGGUUUACUGCCACACUGCUUCUAACAUAAUAGAGCAACGUUAACUUAGAAAAAAAAGCUUGGGGGAGCAUUUUUAAUCCAUACAUUUGCCUAUGGCUACAUAAGGAUUUCUCUGAGAGAAGAAGCAUGUCAGAAAACUCUGAAUGCCAGUUUUAUGUCUGGGCAAUUCUAGCCUUCUUGGGUUUAGCUCUGACUAUAUCACUGAUCUUCAACAUUUCCCACUAUGUGGAAAAGCAGCGACAAGAUAAAAUAUACAUGUACCCCGAUGACUGCACUCCCAGGGAAGAUGAGUAUGAUUUUGAAGACACACCGAUUUAUGGUAACUUAGAUAAUGUGGCCUCAGAACCAGUGGAUGAAAAUUGCUAUGAACAAAUGAAAGCCCGACCAGAGAGGUCUGUGAAUAAACUGCAAGAAGACAACCCCCCUGCACAGGAAACCAAAGAAGCAAAGGUGUUCUACGCCGCGCUAGAACACAACCACGAGAGGAAGCGCAGGAAGCCCAAGAAACAGAAUACUUACGUGUCAGACAAGGACGAAGCUGGGCUGGCACAUGCAACGAAUGUCAGCCUUUCUAAGACCACUUUGGUGGACGAUUUCCCACCAGAAAGCCAGGUGGUAGAGGAAAACAUUCACGAUGACCCCAUCCGGCUGUUUGGAUUGAUUCGUGCACAGAAAGAAACUGUAAACUAGCUGGAACUAGCAUCCAGCUCAGUGAUCUGGCGCUUCCUGGACACGGCUAUUAAGAACACAAGAUCCCGAGAUGACACAGUAUGGUUUGGCAGGGUGAUGGUCUGGUCAUCUGUUGGUGGGAUGGUGGCUGACCUCUAAUCCAGAGUUUAUGAUCAUGCACACCAAAUGUAAUUAGUGGAUUUAAAAUACACUAUACAAAAAUUAUCUAAAUUACCUGUGUGAAUCCACUUUAAAAAAUGCCUAUGUAGUAAAAUACAAAUGAAAUCAAGUUUGCAAAUUGAUCCUGAUAACAAAGUCACAACUUCAAAUCAAUUCUUAACACUCAGUGAAAUAAACCAAGAUGUUUUUAAAGCAUAGGUAUGUUCUGGAUCAUAUUGAAAGAAAGAAAAAAUUUUGUUAAAACAAUUCUCCUUUCUCAGCAAUGUGAAACACCCCAUAAUUGGAAGACAUUUCUGAUUGAAAGGCAUGGAAGAUGUUAAAAUUUGUUCCCAAGAGAAGAGGGAUCAUCUUCUUAAGAAGAAUUUUUUUCCCAAAUGGAAAUAUGUUUAUUAGUUUAAAAAAUUAUAAAAUUAAUGCAUGUUCCUUGUAAUAAUAAACAAGUAUCAAAAAGAAUUUAGAUAUUUUACUAGCCAGAGAUAAUGACUGUGACCAACUUUCUACAUACCCUUCUAGAUCUUUUUCUGUACAGGACCAUAUAUUCACCCAUAUAUAUGCCCAUUAGUUGUUGUGUCUUUUAAUCAAAAAAGAAAAGGUGCGGGGAGGAUUAUUUUAUACCCAUUAUUUAAACUUUUUUCACUUAACAAUAUAUUGUGAAUUUAUUUCCACUGUUGUUUUUAACUUUAACUAAAUAUAGUUAUAAUUUUAAUACCUGCUUAGCAUCUCACUGAUAAUUACACCAAAACUUAUUUAAAUAAUUUUAAAGUACAUUUAGCUCAUUUCCCAUCUCUGGGUUUUUUUGUUUGUUUGUUUGUUUUUGGGGUUUUUUUUUGCCUUUACAAAAACAUUGUAAUGAGAAUACAUCUCCACACAUGUUUGGGUACUUGUCUGCUUUCUUCUUAAGGCUAAAUUUCUGGGAAAAGAAUUGAUGCUGUAAAACGUGUGCAUAGUGUGAGUCUCUAUAAAAUAGAUUUCUGAAAGGUCAAGAGUUUGGUCAAAGUGUGUGUCCUGUUUAAAUAUGUGCUCUUAAAUUGCCCUCCCCAAAAUAAGUGUUUAAAAAAACCUUCCUUUCUCCAGUUGGAGCAGUUUAAUCAGGUCUCAAAUUAUCACUGACCAAGAAAAUUGUACAUGACAGCCAUCAGUCCUGCCCUCUGACCAGAGCUUAGGGGAUUUCAGUAGCUCUUUCCUCAGUGGUUUGUGGAGCUGCUGCUGCAGUUUAGAUACCAAAGUAUGGAUGGUGAGGGAAACAGAGAGUCUAAACCACUGAUCUACAAGGUAGGAGAAAAGAUGAGUGUCAAGUUUACAAAGAAAAGGGUAGCUACUAGUAACAAAAAAAUACUAGUAAGAAAGCAGAGUGAUGAGAGGUAAUAAUGGAGAGAAGGCAUCUCUGAAGAGGAAAAUUUAAUUCUGAGAACUGAACAAUGAGAAGGAGCCACCCCGGGAAAGGGAGGAAGGGAGAACACAUUUUGGAUAAGAAUUCUAUCCGUAUUUGGAAGUACUGACUUCCGUCAAUAAUUAUUUUCCAUUAGGCAUCUGUAGAAAAUUAAACACUAGUGACAAAGUAAAAUAUUUUAAGUUGUCCACAUUGCCACAGGCAAUGCAAAAUAUAUACAAAUUAAUGUCUAAAGGCAAAAGAAAAGGAAUCUGUUUUCUGAUUCCAGAGAAGAACCAAAAAAAAAAUCCCAUAAGAAAUAGAAUGAAUAAUUAAUAACAUAUUGAUUUUAAGUUUUUAUGUUUAAUUUAAAAUAAAAUCUUUGCUAUCAUAUAUGCUGAUGUUGUUACAUUUCUAUAUAUACCAGGGUUCAGUAAAAACAAAGUUUGAUUGUAUUUUUGGCAGUUAUUUUUUCCUGUAACUAUUCCACAUCAUUUACUUACAUUAUUUACCUAGCACCUAGAGAUAUCUGAAUUUUUUGCCCCUGGUUUAUAUCAUUUGAAUUCCAAAAUAUUUUUUAAGUUUUGUGUACCAGGUAGUUGUGAAGUUUUCUAGCUACAAAUUUAAAUUCUUUAAUAAAUAUAAGGCUCUUCAAAUUAUGUCUUUGUAAGUUUGUGUCAUUUGAGGAAUUUUUUCCACUCAUCUAAGUUGUUAAAUUUAUUGGCAUAAAGUUGUUCCAAAUAUUUCCAUGUUAUUUGUUUAAUAUUUGUAAAAUCUGUUGUGAUUUCACCUCUUUUUGAUACUGAUAAUUCUUCAUUUUCUCCCGAUUUGUCUAGAGAUUUAUUAAUUUUAUUGAUUUCCUAAAGAACUAGUUAUUGUUCACAUAAUUUCUCUAUUAUUUUUAUAUCUUCUGUUUCAUUGCCUUGCCCUGUAAUCGUAUUAUAUCAUUUCUUCUGCUUUUUAUUGUGUGUUUCAUUUGUUCUUUUUUAGCAUCUUAAGGUGGAAGCUGAGGUCAUUAAUAUGAGACUUUUCUGGUCUAAAAUAGACUUUUAGUUU